AAAGAAUAGAGUAAGGACAGGUGAUGCGUAGCGCGAUGGAGCCUCCCUGCAUCAAUGACUCAUCUCUCUUCAGCGGCCCUCUCACCUGGCACAAUUUGCAGUCUGUCGUCCGCAGCUCCUUCCGCACUCUAUACGAUGGUACGUACGUAUGCCAGGCACCCAAAGGGCACCACAAAACACCAGUUCACAUCAACUGCAUGUCCGUGUCCCCUAUCUGUGUGGCUGCAGCCGUUAAGGCUCAGAACGAGGCUCUGCGAGCACUGGAGCGCAAGAUGGAGACCAAGGCCGACCAGAGCACCACCGAGGCGUCAGUCGCCUCACUGCAGACACAACUCAAGGGAACGGCCAGCAUCGAUUUGGUCCGCACCGUCGACGCAUUGGCGCAGCAGAUGGGCGAGAUGCGCGAGGCCAUCGACCACAAGACGGCCGUGGGGGACGUCAAUCGCUCGCUGGAUGAAGUUCUGGUCGAGGCCACCCGGCAGUGCGAGCGGCUCAUCACUGAGAGGACCGACGGCCUCACGAGCACCGUAGCCGCAUUGCAGGCGGCACAGCGGGACGACAGAGUCGCCAUCAACGCACUCGAGAGCCGAGUGGCGGCACUCGAGGGCCAGCUGAGAAGCACUGAUGGCGGUCAGCAGCCCACCCAGUCGUCCCCUCCCGCCCCCUCGUCUGUGCAGCGCGACGCCAUGAUGGCGUCUGUGCGUGACCUAAAGGAGCAGGUCACCUCGGUCGGCCUGGCACUCGACGGCAAGGCAUCCAUCGGGGACCUCCGCCGCGUGGCGUCAGCAGUGGACAGACGGGCCACGAGCGAAGAGGUGGCGACCCUGCGGCGGGCGGUGGAGAGUCGCGCAGCGGCCACCGACGUAGCUCAGCUGACCAAGCGAGUGGAAGGGCACAUGACGGAGAGCCAGGUGGACAGCAUGGUGAGUCAGAAGGUCAAGACUACCGUCGUCAAGCCCUUCAAGAGCCUGCAGGCCGUGCAGGAGGAGGUGCAGUCGCUCAGAGAGGGCGUGGCGGCGCACGAGCACAAGGUGGGUGGGCGGGUGGGGCGUGCAGAGGAGCGUGUGGACCGUCUGGAGCAGCAUGUGGCCACUGUGGCGCGGCAGCGUCGCGAGGAGAGGGAGAGGGCCGAUAGUGAGGUCAGGGAGCUGCGGGACGACGUGGUAGCGGUGGGAGAGGCGGUCAAGGGAGUCAAGGGGCGGGUGGGGGAGAUGGACACCGCAGUCCAGACACAGCGCACACACAUACAGGUAAGGUGCGCACACGGAUUGGCAGGCAGGCAGGGAGGGAGGGAGGGGAAGAAGAGGACAGGCGCUGAGACCGUUUCGCAUUGUCCUGUCCCUCGUGUGUGCGGAUGCAGCGUGUAUCCGAGUCGGUAUCCUUGCGUCUAGAUGACAUGGAGCGGUCCCUCUCCUCCAUCCCCUCUCUCGCACACUCAGCACAGUCCCUGCAGACGAACCUCGAGCAGCUCAGCCACACCGUCAGCAGCCACCACGCAUUUCACACACAGCAGCACGACACCAUCCGUGAGCAGCUGCAGCAGACGGCCCACACGAGCGACCUCAAGGCCAUGGCGGCCGAGCAGUCGCUCAUCAACGACGCACUCUGUGCUGAGAACUCUUUGGGCCGGUGGCUAUGGCGGUCGGGGCGGACGGAGAGCGGCCUGCUGACACUGUCACCAGGAGCACCACAUCAUGGUUCGGGGGAGAGUGGCGGGCCGCCUGUCGCCCUAACCUGCCAUGAAGUGGAGGUCGUCAACACAUGUAGAGAUGAAGAGAGACACACAGACUCUCGUUGUCGAUGUGAAUUGAUGAUGUGUGUCAUGUCCACAGGUCCGGACAACCUCUUGUGGCAGUCCGGCAGCACCUUUGUGGUGGCCCGCGCCCCCGGGCUGUACGAGGCCACUUGUGGCGUGUUCGGGGGCGAUGCGGCCAAGGUGGGCCUCAUAGUCAACGAUCGCAAGGUGGUCGAGACCAGCGGCAGACGCACUAUCGACGGCGGCGCGUCGGCCAGCGCUGUUGGGGGCUGCACGAUGAUAGAGUAUGUGGUGCUGCCGGCCCAGGCGCGUGUGUCAGUGUGUGUGGCGGAGAGGGGUGGAGACAGGGCGAGGAGAGUGGGGGAGGGACAGACUGUCACCUCUUGCGAGGGGUUCCUGGGGCUGCGGAAGCUAUGAUGAAUGGACUGUUCGAGUGUGGAUAGAUGCAACCAUGUGUGAGUGCUCGGACGGAC
Molecule: messenger RNA, 2229 nt
Organism: Vitrella brassicaformis
Lineage: Eukaryota; Vitrellaceae
Source: the annotation of a GenBank genome assembly